AUGGCAGACUACCACAGGAUCCACCCGGUGACCGUGGGCUCGCCGCCGCCGCCGCAGACGCCGUCCGCGCCACCGGAGCAUGGCAAGAAACCCAGCCACGACCAGCUGCUGCCGGUGACGGCCCCGGCGCCGUACGCGCCAGCACCGCUGCCCCCGCCGCGGCGCCGGCGGCGGCACAGCCGGUGCUGCCGGUGCGUGUGCUACACCUUCCUGGCCCUCGUCCUGCUCGCCGUCGCGCUCGGCGCCACCGCGGGGAUCCUGUACCUCGUGUUCCGGCCCAAGAUCCCGACCUUCCACGUGGACCGGCUCACCGUCACCCGCUUCGACGUGAACACCACGACGGCCACGGUCACCGACGCGUUCGACGUCGACGUGACGGCCACCAACCCGAACCGCCGCAUCGGGAUCUACUACGACGGCGGCGACGUCACGGCGUCCUUCAACGGCACCGUGCUGUGCCGCGGCGCCUUCCCGGCGCUGUACCAGGGCCACCGGACCACCGUGAGCCCGCACAUCUCGCUCACCGGGGAGACGCGGCUCGACAGCGACGUCGCGGCGCAGCUACUGCAGCAGCAGCAGGCCGGGUUCGUGCCGCUCACCGUGCGCGCCCGCGUGCCGAUACGCAUCAAGUUCGGCGCCAUCAGGCUGUGGAAGAUGACGGGCAAGGCCAACUGCAACCUGGUGGUCGACAAUAUCCAGGCAGGCAAGCAGCUGAGCAUCCGAUCCAAUACCUGCAGUUUUAAGCUUAAGAUCUAG
Molecule: messenger RNA, 756 nt
Organism: Miscanthus lutarioriparius
Lineage: Eukaryota; Viridiplantae; Streptophyta; Magnoliopsida; Poales; Poaceae
Source: the annotation of a GenBank genome assembly